AUGAUGACUUCGAUGGCAAUCAUGAUGACGACGUCGUCGGCACUGGUGACGAAUGAGACGGCGGUGGUGGCGACAUCGGCGGCGGAACCGACCUUACCACCCAUCGAUUCGUAUAAUCUAUUCGUCUACUCAAAUUCCUGUGAUCCACGGCUGCUAGAGAGUUAUGAUGCUCAGCAAGACGUUGUGUCGGACAACUCACACAUUGCACUAUUGGUGUUCGCAGCAAUUGCGGUGGUGUUAGAGGCGGUGGCAUUAACAGUACUCGCUCGUCCUGCAGCCACACGCUUUGGAUCCAUGCAACGCAGCCUAGUGGCACUUACAGCUAUGGAGAUCAUUGCUCUCUCCACCUUCCGUCUUGUCAUACGUCAAGUCCUCGUAUGCACCAAUCUUGACAAUGUGGUGCUCCAUGUUCGCAGUGACCAGACUUCUUGGCUUCAAGUCGUUAGUGAAAAAAUAUUCUUUGCUUAUCAGUCUGCCAUUCCCAUCACUGUGGUGACUAUAGCAACAAUAUUCAUGAUUGUGGUGCUACUGAGACAUCGCGUGCCGUCAGAACGACGAAAGGAGCAACGGUGGAGUGUGGAAAGGAAGCCAACUCAAAAGGAAGGCCGGAAUUGGAAGUGUUGGCGAGGUGGUCGAUCGACACCAAGAGAUGAUGGUGGUGGCUGUGUGGUACCUUCGUUACAGGCGGUGCGACAAGCACAACGACUCCCCAACCAGAUGCGCGCCACGCGUUUUAUCCUCUUUAUUGCCACUGUCUUCAUCGCCUGCGAGGCGCCAGUCUUCUUUGCUGUGGUCUGUGUAAACAGUAUGUCUCCAACAGUGGUGAUUUGGGUAUUUACCUACCUACGUUUCCUCAUCAUCGCUGACUCCUUUGCAAAUUUUGUCAUCUACCUCCUUACUAGCCGACCCUUCCGCGUGGAGCUGGUAAACUUGCUGACGUGCCGAAGGCGCCGAGAUCCCCUAAGUUCCACAAGUUUGCCCACUUCCAACCAACUUCAACCCUCAAGGACAAGUGUGCAACAAGUAUAG
Molecule: messenger RNA, 1029 nt
Organism: Hydatigera taeniaeformis
Lineage: Eukaryota; Metazoa; Platyhelminthes; Cestoda; Cyclophyllidea; Taeniidae
Source: the annotation of a GenBank genome assembly